AUGCAUUUCCUUUACCAGCAGGCAGAGAGCCUUCCUUUUCCGUUUCUCUAUUUCCUUUCCUCAUUCCCAAUCUCCGAUCCAUCCCUAAAAACAACUGACGAGAGAUCGAUGAUGAUGAUGAUGAUGAUGAAGAUGCCUUGGAGGAGGAAGAGCAGGAGCUUCCAUCUUCAGCUACAAGGGGCAAUUGGUACCAUUCAAUCUCCAUUCCUAUUCUUAUUUACCAAUUAUUGCCAUUCUUCUACUUCCACACUUGAAGAUGCACGCUUCUUCACAAAUAACUUCAAAUCUGCUUCUUUUACCCACCUUGAUGAUGCCAUUGCUUCCUUCAAUCAUGUAAUUCAUAAGCAUCCUCUGCCUUCUAGGUUUCCAUUUAAUAGAUUCUUAUCUGCCCUUGUGAAAAUGAAACAAUACCACACUGUCCUUUCCAUGUCCAAAACAAUUGAAUUGCUAGGAAUCUCUCACGAUGUUUAUUCUAUUAACAUCUUAAUUAAUUGCUUCUGCCUUUUACAUCUUGUGGAUUUUGGCUUCUCUGUUUUCGGGAAGAUGUUCAAAUUCGGAUUGGAGCCUACCACUGUGACAUUUACUACCUUAAUUAAUGGGCUUUGUAUAGAGAGUAAAAUGGACAAAGCAGUGGAAUUUUUCGAUGAUAUGGUUGCACGUGGUUAUCAACCUGAUGUUUAUACUUACAGUACGAUAAUAAAGGGAAUGUGUAAAUUUGGGAAAACAAAUGUGGCUAUUGGGCUACUAAAGGGAAUGGCUGAUAGAGGUUGUGAGCCAAAUGUUGUGACAUACGGAGCAAUCAUUGACGCCCUUUGCAAGGAUGAGCUAGUUGGUGAGGCUUUAGAGCUCUUCUCUCAAAUGAGGAAUAAGGGCAUUUCACCUAAUGUCAUCACUUACAAUAGUUUAAUUCACGGUGUUUGCAAAUUAGGCCAAAAGAACCAAGCUUUGGCCUUGAUGAAUGAAAUGGUGGAGCAAAACAUAUCACCUAGUGUUUAUACCUUCAGUGUAUUGAUUGAUGCUCUUUGUAAGGAUGGAAUGGUUGCAGAGGCUCAAAAUACAUUCAAUGUAAUGAUUCAAAGAGGUGUAGAGCCUGAUGUGGUCACCUACAAUUCCUUAAUUGAUGGUCUUUGCAUUUCAGACCAAUUCAAGGAAGCUUUGGCCUUGUUGAAAGAAAUGGUGGGGAGGAACAUAUCCCCUAGUGUUUUUACCUUCAAUAUAUUGAUCGACACUCUUUGUAAGAAAGGACUGGUUUCAAAUGCACAAAAUAUAAUCAAAAUAAUGAUUCAAAGAGGUGUGGAACCUACCAUUGUCACUUAUAGUUCAUUGAUGGAUGGAUAUUGUCUAGGCAACCAAAUUGGUAAGGCUAGAAAGCUAUUUGAUCUGAUGGUGACCAAUGAAACAGCUGACAUUUUUAGCUACAACAUUUUGAUCAAUGGAUAUUGUAAGUGCAACAUGAUAGAUGAUGCAAAGGAGCUUUUUGAUGAAAUGUCCCAUAAAGGUUUAGUUCCUGAUGCUGUUACUUAUUCUACUCUUAUAAAGGGUAUGUUUCAAGCAGGGAGGCCCCAAAAUGCAAAGGAGCUCUUUAAGGAUAUGUGCUCUCAUGGUCAACAGCCAGAUAUAGUAACCUUCUCAACUAUGAUUGAUGGCUUGUGCAGACAAGGGAAUCUCGAUGAGGCACUCACACUACUGAAAGCAAUGGAGAAAAGUCAGUUGAAGCCUAAUCUUGUGAUCUAUAGCAGUCUCAUCAAUGGUAUGUGCAAAGUUGGGAAGCUUAAUGAUGCCAAGGAACUUUUUUCUAGUCUUUUUGAAAUUGGUUUACAACCUGAUGUUUAUGUAUAUAGUGCAAUUAUGAAAGGACUCUGCCAACAAGGAUUAAUGGAUGAAGCGUAUAAGGUAUUUAAAGACAUGGAAAAGGUAGGAUGUUUACCAAAUAAUUUUUGUUAUAAUAUCAUCAUUCAAGGGUUUCUCAAGCAUGAGGAUUUACCAAAAGCAUUAGAACUAAUCAAUGAAAUGGUUAAUAAGGGGUUCUCUGCUGAUGCUACUACCACAGAAUUGGUAUUACAUUUAUCGCAGAAUAAUGAUCUCAUUCUAAGCAAACUACGAAAUCGUUCUGAGGCUUCUAAAGCUAUUUUCAAAUUCGGAUUGGAGCCUGACGUUGUCACGUUUACUACCUUAAUUAAUGGGCUUUCUAUAGAGAGUAAAAUGGACAAAGCAUUGGAAUUUUUCAAUGAUAUGCUUGCUGGAGGUUGUCAACCUAAUGUUUAUACUUUCAAUGUGAUAGUAAAUGGAUUGUGUAAAUUUGGGAAAACAAAUGUGGCUAUUGAGCUACUAAAGGAAAUGGCUGAUAGAGGUUGUGAGCCAGAUGUUGUGACAUACAAUGCAAUCAUUGACACACUUUGCAAAGAUGAGCUAGUUGGUGAGGCUUUAGAGCUCUUCUAUCAAAUGAGGAAUAAGGGCAUUUCACCUAAUGUCAUCACUUACACUGGUUUAAUUCAUGGUUUUUGCAAAUUAGGCCAAAAGAACCAAGCUUUGGCUUUGAUGAAUGAAAUGGUGGAGCAAAACGUAUUACCAAAUGAUUAUACCUUCAAUGUAUUGAUUGAUGCUCUUUGUAAGGAUGGAAUGGUUUCAGAGGCUCAAAAUACAUUCAAUGUAAUGAUUCAAAGAGGUGGAGAGCCUAAUCUGAUCACAUACAAUUCCUUAAUUGAUGGUCUUUGCAUUUCAGACCAAUUCAAGGAAGCUUUGGCCUUAUUGAAAGAAAUGGUGGGGAGGAACAUAUCCCCUGAUGUUUUUACCUUCAAUAUAUUGAUUGACACUCUUUGUAAGAAAGGACUGGUUUCAAAUGCACAAAAUAUAUUCAGAAUAAUGAUUCAAAGAGGUGUGGAACCUACCGUUGUCACUUAUAGUUCAUUGUUGGAUGGAUAUUGUCUAGGCAACCAAAUUGAUAAGGCUAGAAAGCUAUUUGAUGUGAUGGUGACCAAUGAAAUAGCUGACAUUUUUAGCUACAACAUUUUGAUCAAUGGAUAUUGUAAGUGCAACAUGAUAGAUGAUGCAAAGGAGCUUUUUGAUGAAAUGUCCCAUAAAGGUUUAGUUCCUGAUGCUGUUACUUAUUCUACUCUUAUAAAGGGUAUGUUUCAAGCAGGGAGGCCCCAAAAUGCAAAGGAGCUCUUUAAGGAUAUGUGCUCUCAUGGUCAACAGCCAGAUAUAGUAACCUUCUCAACUAUGAUUGAUGGCUUGUGCAGACAAGGGAAUCUAGAUGAGGCACUCACACUAUUGAAAGCAAUGGAGAAAAGUCAGUUGAAGCCUAAUCUUGUGAUAUGUAGCAGUCUGAUCAAUGGUAUGUGCAAAGUUGGGAAGAUUAAUGAUGCCAAGGAACUUUUUUCUAGUCUUUUUGAAAUUGGUUUACAACCUGAUGUUUAUGUAUAUAAUGCAAUUAUGAAAGGACUCUGCCAACAAGGAUUAAUGGAUGAAGCGUAUAAGGUAUUUAAAGACAUGGAAAAGGUAGGAUGUUUACCAAAUAAUUAUUGUUAUAAUAUCAUCAUUCAAGGGUUUCUCAAGCAUGAGGAUUUACCAAAAGCAUCAAAACUAAUCAACGAAAUGGUUGAUAAGGGGUUCUCUGCUGAUGAUGCUACCACAGAAUUGGUAGUACAUUUAUCGCGGAAUAAUGAUCUCAUUCUAAGCAAACUACGAAAUCGUUUUGAGUCUUCUAAAGCUGUGCAAUGA
Manihot esculenta (cassava) is the source of this 3720-nucleotide messenger RNA. Its product is annotated as putative pentatricopeptide repeat-containing protein At5g59900. The transcript has 2 exons. The record is from RefSeq and is a predicted model, not a curated record. NCBI's taxonomy places the organism in Eukaryota, Viridiplantae, Streptophyta, Magnoliopsida, Malpighiales, Euphorbiaceae. Bases 1 to 3720 code for a protein of 1239 amino acids. Gene Ontology annotation, molecular function: protein binding.